AUAAUAUCAUACAUAAAGGACUUUGUCUUCAUGAAAGUCGUGCCAAAUCCGCAACCAUUAGAGUUUAGUGCUCGCCGAAUCCAUCUUCGGCAUCUCCGCAUCGUCAGAGCAUCUCUUGCUCCUGCUCCUCUCUCUCUCCGCAUCUCCUCAAAGCCCAAAGCAUCUCUAUCUCUUUCUUUAAAACGAGAAGAUGAUGUCUCAUGUCUCACGUUGAGGUCCAAAUUUUUCUCGUGUGUUUCUGUCUUCUUUUUCUUGCAAUCUACAAGAAUUUCAAACAUUGAAUCUCUUAUCGUCUGGCGCUCUGUUUAUACCCGCCUCAGAAUAUUAUAUAUAAAUCUCUCUCCGAAGAACCCCCAUCUGGGUUUUCUCUCUCAGUGGGUGCUUCUUCAAUUUCAGAUAAUGGAUAUUGGAAAGCAAAGCAGUGAGGUCUCAAAGGUUAUAUCUGAAACAAUGGAGAAGCACCAAGUGAGCUCUUCAGUGGAAGGGAAAGGGAAGAGAUUGUGGAAGAAAGUGAAGUACCAGCUAGUAGAAUAUCAUUCUUUGCCUGGUUAUUUAAGGGACAAUGAAUACAUCGUGGGCCAUUAUCGAUCUGAAUGGCCUAUGAAGCAGGUUCUGCUAAGCAUCUUCAGCAUCCACAAUGAGACUUUAAAUGUUUGGACGCAUUUGAUUGGGUUCUUCCUUUUCCUUUCCCUGACCAUAUACACUGCCAUGAAGGUUCCAAAGGUUGUUGAUCUUCACUCUCUACAACUUCCAGAUGUGUUGAAAGCUGAUUUGCACAAAUUGCAUGAAUGCCUUCCUUCUUUACCCACCAUGCCUAAUAUUCACAAACUUAGGGAGGAAAUAAAGACUACAUUGCCCUCAAUGGAUUUGCUCCCAUCUCUCUCAGGAUGGCACAUUAUGGAACUUCUAUACAAUUGCUUGCCUGAGAGAUUCUUCAGUGGCAACCACACAGAUGUCUGUGUUCUGCUUAGCGUGAAGGAGGAUGUGGCAAACAUGAUAGCCCCCCUGAUGGUGAGGCCAAUCACACGAUGGCCAUUUUUUGCUUUCCUCGGCGGGGCCAUGUUUUGCUUGCUAGCUAGCAGCACAUGCCACCUUCUCUCCUGCCAUUCUGAACGCUUGUCAUACAUUAUGCUUAGACUUGACUAUGCUGGAAUUGCAGCCCUUAUAUGUACCUCCUUUUACCCUCCUGUUUAUUACUCCUUCAUGUGUAACCCUUUCUUCUGCAACCUCUAUUUGGGAUUCAUAACCAUAUUGGGAAUUGCCACAAUCUUGGUUUCUCUCCUGCCAAUGUUUCAAACGCCAGAGUUUCGCACCAUACGAGCAGCUCUCUUCUCUGGCAUGGGCUUGUCUGGAAUAGCACCAAUCCUGCACAAGCUUAUCUUGUUCUGGAACCAGCCUGAGGCACUCCAUACAACAGGCUAUGAAGUUUUGAUGGGUGUUCUGUAUGGAAUUGGAGCGUUGGUUUAUGCUACAAGGAUUCCAGAACGAUGGAUGCCUGGAAAAUUUGACAUUGCAGGGCACAGCCACCAACUUUUCCAUAUAUUUGUAGUGGCUGGGGCUUACACUCAUUAUCAUGCGGGGCUGGUUUACCUCAAGUGGAGAGACCUGGAAGGCUGCUAGAGAGAAUAUACUCUGAAUCUUAAAAUAAUUUAGUGAAUGAAAUCCUAGGCAAUUGCACUGUAUAAAUAAAUAGGUCAAGCAAAUCUAGAAUCUAGAUGUAAGAACGCUGUGGGAAAGCAGUAUGCCAUUUCCUCAAUUCUUUGUAUGAGUACGAUUGCACUGAUAAAUUUGGAGCAACACAGUAUGAUUCCAUAGCAUGGAAAAGGGCUGUAUUCAUUUUCAGAUUGUCUUUUCAUGUCUAUGGUGAUAACUUUUUGUUUGGUUGUGCUA
Molecule: messenger RNA, 1890 nt
Organism: Hevea brasiliensis (rubber tree)
Lineage: Eukaryota; Viridiplantae; Streptophyta; Magnoliopsida; Malpighiales; Euphorbiaceae
Product: heptahelical transmembrane protein 4
Exons: 5
Coding region: 31-1620 (529 amino acids)
Cellular component (GO): membrane
Molecular function (GO): signaling receptor activity
Source: RefSeq, a predicted model, not a curated record